This is a messenger RNA of Cyclopterus lumpus (lumpfish), 3889 nucleotides long. RefSeq names its product protein-serine O-palmitoleoyltransferase porcupine-like. The transcript is spliced from 13 exons. The record is from RefSeq and is a predicted model, not a curated record. Bases 964 to 2316 code for a protein of 450 amino acids. NCBI's taxonomy places the organism in Eukaryota, Metazoa, Chordata, Actinopteri, Perciformes, Cyclopteridae. Gene Ontology annotation, biological process: canonical Wnt signaling pathway; protein palmitoylation; lipid modification. Gene Ontology annotation, cellular component: endoplasmic reticulum; membrane. Gene Ontology annotation, molecular function: Wnt-protein binding; palmitoleoyltransferase activity.
AGGCUGUUAUCCAGUGUGGGCAUGUCGCGUGCUCUACAGACUAAUAGUGAUACAGAACUGGAGCUAGCUAACUGUAGCCUCGGCUAACUGCCCCCCCCCGCUGUUUUUCACUGAAAUGCGCUGAUUUGUUUUGCAGAACUAGCGCGAUCUAAGUUUCAGUCAACGAAACCACCAAUCAGUCAACACCUUAACGGUGACGUGAGCAAGCGACAUUCCUGAAAGCUUCUACCGGUGAACGUGGUGCACCUUCUGUGUUUAUAUGUACGACGUCAGACAAGUUAUAUCCAGCGUUAGCUUACUGAGCUGACGCUGGAUGAAGUAACGUGCGAGAGGAGAAGUUACGUUAGAGAGGAGAAGUUACGUUAGAGAGGUGAAGUUACGUUAGAGAGGAGAAGUUACGUUAGAGAGGAGAAGUUACGUUAGAGAGGAGAAGUUACGUUAGAGAGGAGAAGUUACGUUAGAGAAGAGAAGUUACGAUAGAGAGGAGAAGUUACGUUAGAGAGGAGAAGUUACGUUAGAGAGGAGAAGUUACGUUAGAGAGGAGAAGUUACGUUAGAGAGGAGAAGUUACGUUAGAGAGGAGAAGUUACGUUAGAGAGGAGAAGUUACGUUAGAGAAGAGAAGUUACGUUAGAGAGGAGAAGUUACGUUAGAGAGGAGAAGUUACGUUAGAGAGGAGAAGUUACGUUAGAGAGGAGAAGUUACGUUAGAGAAGAGAAGUUACGUUAGAGAGGAGAAGUUACGUUAGAGAGGAGAAGUUACGUUAGAGAGGUAGCACUGCUUGGGUCUGCGGCCAUGUGGAGAAGGCUCUGUGGUUCACAUAGCUCAAGCUAAGGCGCCCUCUGUGAAGUCGUACUGUUCAGCUUGUGUUGAGCCUGUCUUAGAGGCGUUAGUCGACUUGUUGCAGUCAGUGCUGCUUACCAGAGGUGCUAACUAAUUUGUAUAAACCCUUUUGGAGCUGCAGGAUGGACAUGUCCAGUAGACUGUUGGUGUUGCAGCAGCUGGCUGAGAGCUGUGGUGCCAGUACAGUCCAGCAGGGUUUCCAGCAGGUCUGGAGGCUGCUGCUGCUCUGCCUGCUCUGCCGACUCUGCUUCAGACUGGGAGGCGUGUCCACUGUGAAGCAUGUAGUGUCUGCGUUGACUGGGGUCUACGGCCUCUUCCUGUUCUUUGAGCUGCACAUGAUGUGGGUGCUGUUGCUCAGUGCACUCUGUUACCUCGUUCUGCUCCUUAGCAAACACUCCAGCAGCAGAGGCCUCUUCCUCUCGAUGGUCAUCCUCAUCUACCUCCUUGUUGGAGAGUUGCAUUUGAUUGACAUGGUGACCUGGCAUAAAAUAAGAGGCUCUCAGAUGGUGGUGGCCAUGAAGGCCAUCUCUCUGGCCUUUGACCUGGACAGAAGAACAGUGGGCAGCCUGCCCUCCCCAGCUGAGUUCCUGGGUUAUGUUCUCUUUGUUGGCACUGUUGUCUUUGGCCCUUGGAUCAGCUUCUCAACUUAUAAGAACUCCAUUGAGGGCAAAAAAAUGAGCUGGCUGUGGCUGCGGAGCUCCUCCCUCAGCCUGCUGAAGAGUCAGCUCUGUCUGCUGGUCUCCACCUGCAUCGCCCCUUACCUCUUCCCUUUGUUCAUCCCCAUAUAUGGAAACGCAGUCACACAGAAGUGGCUGCAUGCUUAUGAGAAUGCAGUGUCCUUCCACUUCAGUAACUACUUUGUGGGCCACAUCAGUGAAGGUACCAGCAUGCUGGCCGGUGCAGGCUCCACUGAAGAGAAGGACAACAUCCUGUGGGAUAUGAGUGUAGUGAAGCCUCUCAGUGUGGAACUGCCUCGCUCCAUGGUGUUGGUGGUGACGUCCUGGAACAUCCCCAUGUCCCAAUGGCUGAAAACCUAUGCCUUUAAAAACGCCAUGAAACUGGGGACCUUUCCAGCCAUCCUGGUCACAUACACAGCCAGCGCCUUACUGCACGGUCUGAGCUUUCACCUGGGAGCGGUUCUGCUCUCUUUGGGCUUCAUCACAUAUGUUGAACACGUUCUGAGAAAGAAGCUUGCAUCCAUCUUCAGUGCCUGUAUCCUGUCCAGGCCCUGCACAUUUGACUGCAGCCAUCAGCACAAGAAGGAGUAUUGGGUGAUGUUGCUGAACCUGGUUUUCAGUUUCCUGGCCAUCUUCCACCUCACCUACCUGGGCUCCAUGUUUGAUCCUGGAGUUGAUGAACAGGAAGUAGAGGAGGGUUACGCAGCCCUCCACACCAUCCAGAGGUGGUCUGAACUGAACUGGGCGAGCCACUGGGUUGUGUUUGCCUGCUGGGUCUUCUACCGCUUAAUUCAGUGACGUCAUUGAAGCAGAUGCAAAGGCCGGCCGACACCAAAUACUUCUCAAUGCAAUGGAUGCUGGGCAGAUGUCAUCUGAUGGGACGAGGAUCUGCUCAAGCGGAGAGGACUGAGACAGGUGGCGGAUGGUGUUUGUACUGGGGUGAAAACGGAGUUACUUAACAAACCUCUUCAGACCUUGAUGCAGAGUGAGAACAUACCUAUAUGUAUGUAAAGGAGCAGAUGGUUAGAUUGCAAUGACAAUAUAACGGGAAGAAAGACCGAAACCAGCUCCUAAUAGACCCAAAGGCUUCCAUUGUUAUGGCUGUGUUGGACCAUGUCCAAAAACAUUUCAGCAGUUUAGUAUACUUAUAUGCGCAUAUAUUUUUAAAGGGUCCAUAACUGUUCAUAUGUUCUUCUGUUACAACAGAAUCUUUUUGUUCUGCUGCUAUAGUAUUUUUCUUUUCUUUAAAUGUAAAGAAACUCCUGGUUUUUGAUUGUAACAGACUGCCGGAGCAGGACGUAACCCUGAGCUCUUUCUGUUCAUUAUAAUCGCCUACCUCGAAUCAUUAUAUUUAUAGCAUUUAUUAUUACAGAUUGCAACUAUAUUAGAUUCCGUUCUAAUCCUCAUAGCGUACAACAGCUGACUUAAUGUAAGUAUACACAACUCGACAAUAAAAUACAUGCAGAACAACACAGAAACCCAUCAGUGACUACAAGUCUGAUCUUCUAAGAAACCCGAGUUUACAGUGAUGCCAGUUAUGAUCUGCUUUGACAGGAUUUUAUUAAGAGAUAGACGGAGCAAGAUGUUUUCUCAAGGUCUCUGAGUCAUGAAGGCAUUAAUGGUCAUACAACUAUCUUUUCUAGUCUUAUGACCACUUAUUAACCCCAAAAUAUAGUUGUUUGUAAUACAGGUUCAUUUACAUGUAAGGUGCCACCUAGCUUACAUUCUAUCCGUACGACUCCGGGUUAAGUGUCUUUCCCAAGGACACAUCGGCAUAGAAUAGUGGGACCGGGGGAUCCAACCGCCGAUCCUCUGAAUUAAGAACGAGUGUCGCCCCAGGAUGAGUUGAAUUCCAACUAUUUGGAGAAUGAAGAACAGUUUCCGAUGAGACGCAGCAUCAUAACUGCAACCUGCUCUCCAUUUAAGCAGGUUUCCUGUGGCCGGGUUGGAGAAACCUCUUAACGGGGUCAGUGAAACGGCAAAGACCAGAGACUACACAUCAGAAUCAUCUGGUUUUGGGCUGUGAUAUCUUGGCCAGAGUAAAUGGUAACAAGUCACUUUUAAAUGUGACUGGCUGUAGUUCUGUGGUAGUUCUUUGCAGUGUGAGGUGCUAUUGAUGAGGCGUGGACCAUAUUGAAAUAUAAUGGUAUCACAAUAUGUUCAAAUGCAAUCUUGUAACAUCGUUUUUGGUGAGAAACUAAUAAAUGCAAUUGUUUAAAGAUCUUUCCACCGCAAAAUAUACUAGAUAAUAAAAGGGGACUUAUGAACUGUUUUACUUCCCAACAAGCAGCUUAUAAUGCAUUAUUAAAACUACUGAUGACUUGGAUUUUUAAAUAAUAUUUCAAUGACAAUACAAUCAUUUAUUUACUAA